Messenger RNA from Zingiber officinale, 1058 nucleotides. RefSeq lists its product as uncharacterized. Gene Ontology annotation, cellular component: mitochondrion. Lineage: Eukaryota; Viridiplantae; Streptophyta; Magnoliopsida; Zingiberales; Zingiberaceae. The transcript has 5 exons. The record is from RefSeq and is a predicted model, not a curated record. Bases 166 to 756 code for a protein of 196 amino acids.
GUAGUGCGCAACGGACUUUCUUAGGGCUACUUGGGGUUUCGCUCUUGCCGCCGCGAACUGGUGGGCGACUGCGCCGUUCUUGCUUUUUUUCCGGCUCUCAUUGAUAAACUUCUUCUUCAAAAUUGUGAUCAAGGACUUCCUUUCGUGCAUUGUGCGAACAUCCAGAUGGCUAUCGGCGGUGCUUUAAGGAACACCCUUCGCCUGGUCUCUGCUCGAUGUCUCUGCUCGCUUCCGCUGUUGUCGCGCGGUAAAGGUUCUUGUUUUUCUUCUUUUCCAAUUACUUCCACCAGCGCACUUGCUCCGAGUUUUUUCAUCGGGAACCAACAGAGAUCGAACUUCCAAAAGGAGUUUUUUUCAACUUCGACGGGUGGGUCUACACCUUUUGGCAACAUGACUGAAACAAGAUUUCCAAAGAGGAGGCCAGGGACGAAGCCUCGAAAGAAAAGGGCAAGCCUUAGACCUCGAGGCCCUUAUGCUUGGGUACAAUAUGUGCCUGGAGAACCAAUUCCCAGAAGUAGACCAAAUGAAGGCAGUGUGCAGGGAAGGAACAGGAAGAAGCGCAUCAGGCAACGGAAGGCGUUUAUAUUGUCUGAAAAGAAGAAGCGCAAAGCUCAAUAUGCUGCAUUUAGGAAAAAGAGGGAUAUCGAGAGGAUUCAAAGGAAAAUGGCUGCAGUGGCCAGGGAGAAAGAUUGGGCUGAAAGGUUGAUAGAACUACAGAAUCUUGAGGAGAAGAAAAAGGCUGCUGCAACGGCUUGACGAAGAAUUGUGGGACUACUAUUCCUUACUGCAGAUUGCAGGUUGGGAAUUUCUCACCAUCUUCAUUGAGGGGCUGUUUACUCUCUUCUUAGUUAUAGAGAUGUUUCUUUAGAUCUGGCUGUGGAUACCUUUGAAUCCCAAUUCAAUGGAUAGAUCUCUGUUAUCCAUAUUAAGAUCUACUAUGCACUUGAUAUAAGAAAUCAGAACUUUGUCGUGAAGUUGUUUUGAUUCUGAACAGAUUGUUCAUGCAAAAUUCUUCUUUUGAAGGAAUAAAAGUGGGAGAAACUACAACUUCAUCAUCA